UGUGUUGAUUUGACUUCAAGGAAUAUAUGGAUUCAUUUAGUUGCGCGCCGUCGUACGUUGGGGACGCACGCAUUUCGUUUCUGUUUGUAAAUAACGUGUAAUUGUUUGUUUACAACAAGAAAAGUGCUAAAAAAACAGUGUGUUAAAAAGUAAAUUCCAAAAAUUAAUAUAAAUUUAAACAAUUUGGGCCGAAAAACCAACGCUCAGCGUUCGUUUUGUUUUUCUUUUAGUUCAACCUUUUUUUAAUUUUCUUUUAAUUUAUCACCCGCUUUUUUGGUUUAAUCCAAAAGAGAGAAAUAAAUAAAAGAAAUUUAUUUGUGUAUAACAUGGGUACGACCACGAAUCGUAUGCCCAUGGGCGUUAAAAUGAGGCGUAACAUGUCAUUAAUGUGGAAAUUAUUGGCGAUUAUUGUGAUAAUACAAGCAAGUGGAAUAAGUGCUAAGCAAAUCCAAAGCGAUUUAACAUUCGAUGACACCUUUGACAUCGAUCAAUUCGAUGAUGCUGCCUCAUCGGCAAAAUUGCGUAGUGCGCGCGACCUCGACGAACAGGCCUUUAUCGAUGAUGAAUUACAACCCGUGGACGAAAGCGACAGUGAAGUCUCGAAUGGCGGCAGUUGGUUAAUGCAAAGCGUUAAACGUGUGCGCCGUGAGUUGGGCCGUUUGUUUGGUAGCGAAGAGAAAAAGCUGGUGGCCGGCAAAAAGCAUGCCGCCAAAAAUACCGCUAAACUGGAGAAACAACGCAAGAGACAGGCUAAAUUGGCUGAAAAGCAAAAGCGCAAAGCUUUGGCCGCCAGUGUGGCUAAAGCCAACAAAGCCAAGAAUCGUUUGAACAAACGUCAAUCGUAUGAUGAUGUUGAGGGUUCGGGUGAUGAGACCGAGAAUGCAGACUAUGGCCAGCAUGAUAUGUGGCAAACUUUGUUCACACUUGCUGAACCCUGGCAGGAGGAAUACCGCAUGGGCAAAAGUAAUCAGGUGUUUAUUACCUUGCAACAACAAAUCCAUGAUGCUUUCCAUAAUUUCGUUAAUGAAAAUUAUAGUGAUGAUGAAGAUGAAUACUUGCAGCCUACUCUGAUGCGUGUUGAACCCACCAAUGACAUUUACAAAAUCCACUGUAUUGUACAAGUUGAUUUGCCCGAAAGAUGGAACGACUUUGGCCAACGCCUGCAUCAAUAUUUAUUGACAUACAAGCAUUUCGGCGAAGAAUUCAGUGCCGAUGCCGACAGUAGUUUCUACUUCAGACGCGUAAGAGAACUCCAAGAUCAUGAAAGUGUCGAUGUAACAAACGAUUACUCUCACAAUGGCGGUGAACAUCAUGGUGAAGGUGUAGACAUGAACAAUGCUUAUCAUGGUGAAGGUGAAGGUACGGCUUCCCAUCAUCAUAAUGCUGGUGGCGAUCAUUUACCUGUUGACAAUAACGAUCAUGUUAAGUUUGGCGAAUGCGAUCAUGAGGGCUACUUCCAUUGUCGCAGCAAUCAACUCAUCGAAUGUGAUUUCCGCUGUGACAACAAGGCCGACUGUGAUGAUGACAGUGACGAAGAUGCCGAUAUGUGCAACCGAUUAUUUGAAGAAGACAAGGACCUCGAGGAUGAGGACGAAGAUGAUAAUGACAAUGAUAAUGAGGCCACACAUGAUGGACACCAGGGCGAGCCUACUGAAGAUCCCAAUUAUGAUGACAACACUGGCUACGAUCCCUACGAUUACAAUAGGGAACAGGAAAUGGAAAGAGAAAGACAAUUGGAAUUGCAACGUGAAAGAGAGCAUCAAAUUGAAUUGGAACAAGAGAGACAAAGACAGCUCGAUCACGAACGCCAGCUGGCCGAACAAGAACGUGCCAAAAAAUACGAAGAGGAAAGAGAAAGAGAGGAACAAGAGCGUGCCAGAGAAUACGAAGAGGAACGUGCCCGUGAGGAAGAAGAACGAACACGCCAAUAUGAAUUGGAACAACAGGAAAGAGCCCGCCAAUACGAACAGGAAGAGCAAGAAAGAGUACGCCAACAGCACGAACGCGAGGAACAAGAACGUCGCGAACACGAAAUGGAAUACGAACGGGAACAUGGUAGCGAACAUGAGGCUCAACCCGAUCACGAUCAUGAUAAUGAAUACCAACCCGAAGUACAUGCCGGUCACGAUCAAACCUCUGGCCAUGAAUAUCAACCCGAAGCUCAACCCGAUCACGAUCAAACCUAUGGCCAUGAAUAUCAGCCUGAAGCUCAACCCGGUCACGGUGUUGAUGGCGAUGACGAUGAAGAGGGUGAAGUUUACGAUUGUAAUGUCAAUCCCAAUGGCUAUUUUGUAUGUAAUAGCGGCGAACUUGUACCUUGUUUCACGGUUUGCGACAACCAAUACGACUGCCGUGAUGCCAGUGAUGAAGAGUCAUGUCAUCCAGACAUUUCCACCGAAGAUACACCAGUUGAUGAACCUGUUUCGGAAACUGAAUCUCAUAAUGGCGAAGAAGAUAUUGAAGCUUCUGGCGAAGACUACCCAGCAAUUACUGAAACCAGCCCUGUUUACACCAACACCUAUGAUGGUGGUUGCCGUGGCGAUACCACCUUCACUUGUCGCGAAAGUGGCAAGAUCAUUUGUGAUGAACAAGUGUGCGAUGGUGAAGAACAGUGCCCCGAUGGUGAGGAUGAAUCGGACUGUCCAACCGAUGGUGACAAUGGCUACGAUGGAGAUACUGAAUAUGAACCUGAUAACCAAUGUCUAGAAAAUGAAUUCAGAUGUGAUAAUCGUUGUCUGCCCAAAGAAUAUCUGUGCAAUGGUUUUAGUGAAUGUAUCGACAACACCGAUGAACUUAAUUGUCCCGAAAAAGAAUGCAAACCCAACGAAUUCAAGUGUAGCUCUGGCGAUUGUAUUGAUGGCAGCAAACGUUGCAACCGCAUACCCGAUUGUCCCGAUGGCGAUGAUGAAGAUGAAAGAUGCCCGGCUGAGUGUAGUGAUAUUGAAUAUCAAUGUAGAGAUGGUAUUAAUUGUAUCAGUGAUGCCAAAAUCUGUGAUGGUAAAUCAGAUUGUCUGGAUGGCGAUGAUGAAGAACAUUGUGAUAGUAGCGGUGAUGAUGAUGGUGGUGAUUAUUGUAAAUAUCAUGAAUUCCGUUGUAAUAAUGGUCAGUGUAUACCCUAUCGUGAGGUAUGCGAUAAUAUCUAUGAUUGUGAUGAUUAUUCCGAUGAAAGUGAUUGUGACACCCAAGAUUUGAAUCAAAAUGUCUUUGAUGAGGAUGAAAUUAUAAGAGCCUAUGCGCCACAUCACAAACGUCCUGCCACAUCGGCUCCUCCGGUAUCCCACUAUCGCCCCUAUGGCUCCUCCAGCGAUGGGCCAUUGCAUGAUUAUUAUUACAAUCAGGCCGAUUUAUAUAUUAAGGCAACCCAUAAUAAUCCCUGCUCCGAGUCUCAAUUCCGUUGUGGCAAUAAUGUGUGUAUUCCUUUGCACUUGAGAUGUGAUGGCUUCUAUCACUGUAAUGACCUGACCGAUGAGUUUAAUUGUGAUGAAUAUAGAGCCCAGGGUGAUAUAAAAACCCCCACUACCGAAUCGCCGCCCGCCAAUGUAAUAAAAACUACCAGCAACCCAAGAAAUACUACUGAGAGCGAAACAUCUACAGCAUCUACAACCACCACAACAACAACUAUUACCACUCCGGCUCCCAAAAAAAAAACUUGCUUAAGCAUGGAAUUCAUUUGUGAAAGUGGCGAUUGUAUACCAUUGGAAAGUGUAUGCGAUGGCGUUGGCGAUUGUAAACGUUUGGAUGAUGAAAGUUAUGGUCUGUGUCAUUGCAGCAGCGAUAAGUUCAAAUGUAUACACGGCGGUGGCUGUAUACCAAAAGUCCAAGUUUGUGAUGGCAAACCUCAAUGUCGAGAUGGCAGUGAUGAGAAAAGUUGUCUCACAACUGUUUUAACCCCCGAUGAAUGUAACGACAGUCAAUUCUUCUGUGAUGAUGAUUGCCAUCCCAUAUCGAUUCGCUGCAAUGGCCAAUAUGACUGUGCUGAUCGUAGCGAUGAAGAGGGCUGUACUCGUCCCACACGCCAUCCCCCCAUCUAUCCCUGUCCCCAGCAUACCUGCCCCAAUGGUCACUGUUACAGUGAGAAUGAACGUUGUGAUGGUAUUUCUCAAUGUGAUGAUGGUUCAGAUGAAGCUGAAUGCUGUGCCGCUGAUCAAUUCCGUUGCCGUAAUGGUGAUUGUGUGCCCGGCUAUGCCCAAUGUAAUGGUCGUCAUGAAUGCAUUGACCACUCUGAUGAAGAAGACUGUUCUGAUCCUAUUCCCGCUUAUCCCAGCCGUUGCAUGCCUAGCCAGUUCCGUUGUGACAGCGGCCAGUGUGUUACUGCUUUGGCCAGAUGUAAUGGUUACACUGAUUGUCUCGAUUCCUCUGAUGAGAAACAUUGCAGCUCUGUACCCACCACUGCCUCACCCCAAUUGAACUUGAAGACUUAUCCCGAUAAUCAAAUCAUCAAAGAAAGCCGUGAAGUGAUCUUCCGUUGUCGUGACGAAGGCAUGUUACGUGCCAAGGUUAGAUGGACCAGACCCGGUGGUCGUGCUUUGCCUGUGGGCGCUCGCGACAAGGAUGGCCGUUUGGAAAUUCCCAAUAUUCGUGUUGAAGAUUCUGGAACUUAUAUCUGUGAAGCUGUUGGCUAUCCUCGCCAUGUGGCAGGACAACAAGUCUCUGUACAAUUGACCGUAGAGAAAUUCAAUCCUCGUGAUGAUCGUUUGCCCUCAGCUUGCUCCAACACCCAGGCUACUUGCUUGAAUGGUGAAUGUAUUGACAAGUCUCAGAUAUGUGAUGGUAUCCCUCAUUGUUCGGAUGGCUCUGAUGAGCAUAGUUGUUCUCAUGGUCGCAAGUGUCAUCCCAAUCAGUUCAUGUGCCGCAAUUCCAAGUGUGUGGAUCGUGUGUGGCGUUGUGAUGGUGAAGAUGAUUGUGGUGAUAAUUCGGAUGAGGAAAGUUGUGAUCCUGAACCCUCUGGCGCUCCCUGCCGUUAUGAUGAAUUCCAAUGUCGCAGUGGCCAUUGUAUUCCCAAGUCCUUCCAGUGUGAUGAUACCAAUGAUUGCCGUGAUGGCUCUGAUGAAAUCGGUUGCAUGGCCCCCGACAAGAUCCGUGAUCCUCCACCAACUGCCAACUUGAAACAGGGCGAUUCCUUGAACUUGACUUGUGUUGGCGUGGGUACCCCCACUCCCGUUAUUGUAUGGCGUUUGAAUUGGGGCCAUGUUCCCGAAAAGUGUGUCAGCAAGAGUUUCAGCGGCUCCGGCUCUUUGUACUGUCCCGAUAUGCAAGUCGGUGAUAGCGGUGCCUACUCUUGUGAAAUCAUCAAUACCAAGGGCAGCAAAUUCGCCACCGAUACUUUGGUUACCGUCGAAGCUCCUAUACGUCCCGGUGUCUGUCCUGCUGGCUUCUUUAAUAUGUUGGCUCGCCGUCCCGAGGAAUGUAUUAACUGCUUCUGCUUUGGUGUCACCAAAUCUUGCAAAUCCGCCGAACUCUUCAACUAUGCCAUUCAACCUCCCAUUACCUCACACCGUGUGGUCGAUGUGGAGCUCAGUCCCUACAGCAGCAUUGUUAUUAAUGAAGCCCCCACCUCGGGCAUCAUGAACUUGAGACAUGGUGUUCAAUUCCGUGCCACUGAUGUUUUGUAUGGCAGCCGUAGUGCUCCUUACUUGGCCUUACCUUCCGAUUAUAUGGGCAAUCAAUUGAAAUCUUAUGGUGGCUUCAUUAAAUACGAUGUCAGCUUCAUGGGUCAAGGACGUCCCACCUCAACACCUGAUGUUAUUGUUACCGGCAAUGGAUUUACUUUGACCUACCGUUCUCGUGAACAGCCCCAACCCAAUGUCAUCAAUCAUAUGGAAAUUCAAUUUACUCCUGGCCAAUGGAAGAAACCUGAUGGUCGCGUGGCUACACGUGAAGAAAUCAUGAUGAUUUUGGCCAAUGUCGACAAUGUAUUGAUACGUUUGAGCUAUAUUGAUGCCACCGAAAGACAAGUGGAAUUAACCAAUAUCUUAAUGAACUCGGCUGGUGAUCAUGAUCAAGGUUUGGGCCAAGCUUCUUUGAUUGAACAGUGCUCUUGUCCUGUAGGCUAUAUUGGUGAUUCCUGUGAAAACUGUGCUCCUGGUUAUGUUAGACAAGCUGGCGGUCCCUGGUUGGGUCGUUGUGUGCCCUUCACUCCCGAACCCUGUCCAGCUGGCACUUAUGGUGAUCCUCGCCGUGGCAUUCAAUGCCGUGAAUGUCCCUGUCCUCAGACUGGCUCGAAUAACUUUGCUUCUGGCUGCUCUUUGGGUCCCGACAAUGAGGUUACCUGCAACUGCAAUGAAGGCUACACUGGCAGACGUUGUGAAUUCUGUGCUCCUGGCUAUUCCGGUCAUCCUUUGACUCCUGGCGGCCGCUGUUAUCCCAUACCCGAAAGCACCUGCAAUGCUGAGGGCACCUACUCUGUCAAUGCCGAUGGCACUUGUACCUGCAAGGCUUUGGUAACUGGCGCUCGUUGUGAUACCUGCAAACCCGACUCCUUCCACCUGAACGCCUUCACCUACACCGGCUGCAUUGAGUGCUUCUGCAGUGGCUUGCCCACUAGCUGUGGCAGCAGUUCCUGGUACCGCGAUCAAAUCUCAUCCGCUUUCGGCCGCUCCAGUGCUCCCCAUGGCUUUGGCUUGAUCACCAACUACAACACCGACAAACCCACUAGUGUGGGCUUCUCGCAAACUGGCAACUUCCUGACUUUCUCAGAACCCAGAACUUCGGAAACUUUGUACUGGCAAUUGCCCGCCCAGUUCUUGGGUAACAAGAUCACCGCCUAUGGUGGUAAAUUGAAUUAUACCUUGAGCUACACUGCCAUGCCUGGUGGUUUAAUGUCACGCAGCACCUCUCCCGAUGUGGUCAUUAAGUCUGGCGAAGAUUUAACCAUCAUUCACUAUCGCAGAAGUGGUGUUAGUCCCAGCUCUUCCAACUCCUACUCGGUGCCCAUCAUUGAAAGUGCCUGGUAUCGUUCGGAUGGCCAACCCGUCAACAGGCAACAUUUGUUAAUGGCUCUUUCCAAGAUCGAGGCCGUCUACAUCAAGGCUACUUACACCACCAGCACCAAGGAUGGUACUUUGACUCAAGUGGUCAUGGAUAUUGCCACACCCACCAAUUUGGGCACUGCCAGAGCUGUUGAAGUUGAGGAAUGUCGCUGUCCCGAAGGUUAUAUUGGUCUGUCCUGUGAACGUUGUGCUCCUGGCUUUAAGCGUAAUCCCGAAGCUGGUCUCUAUUUGGGUCUGUGUGAACCCUGUGAAUGUAAUGGCCACUCUAGCCAGUGUGACAGUGAGUCUGGUGCCUGCCUUAACUGUGCCGACAAUACCGAAGGUGAAUUCUGUGAACGUUGUGCUUAUGGCUAUACUGGUGAUGCCACCCAUGGUACUCCCUACGAUUGCCAACCCGGAGCCGAUGAUUCCACCGCCUACCCCAGACCUCCACCAGCCACCAACCAAACCUGCAGCCACUGCAAUCCCGAUGGUACUGAAUCUUGCGAUAAUGGCUAUUGUUAUUGUAAAUCGAAUGUGCAAGGCACCUACUGUGACCAGUGCCGCUCCGGCACUUAUGGUCUUUCUGCCAACAAUCCCGAUGGCUGCGGUGAAUGCUAUUGCUCUCAGAAGUCAUCCACCUGCCGUUCCGCCUCUUUGUAUCGCCAAUUCAUACCCGUUGAUUUCCUUAGCAAUCCCCCACUCUUCACCGACGAAGAGGGCCUCAUUGCUGAUACUGAGAACUUGAAUUUCGACAUUGAAAGAAACGAAUAUACCUACAGCUACACUUCCUACACCCCCAAAUUCUGGAGUCUUAGAGGUUCAGUAUUGGGCAAUCAAUUGUACUCCUACGGUGGUGUCUUGUCCUACCAAUUGAAUGUUCAGACCUAUGGCCACUAUGAACCCGGCAAUGAUGUCAUACUUAUUGGUAAUGGCCAGAAAUUGUUGUGGUCUCGUCCUAGCUCCGAACAGGAAAACACUGAAUACAAAAUACGCCUGCAUGAAGAUGAAAACUGGCAGGUCAUGCAACGCGGUGUCAUGCAACGUGCCUCCCGCCUUGACUUCAUGAAUGUCUUGUCGAAUUUGGAACACAUUUUGAUCAGAGCCACCCCCAAGAUACCCACCACACGCACUGCCAUCAGUGAUGUUAUAUUGGAAAGUGCCGUCGAGACACCCUUCCCCGAUGCCCAACACGCCACCGAAAUUGAGGUAUGCACCUGUCCUGCAGGCUACUCCGGUACCUCUUGCGAAAGCUGUUCUCCAAUGCACUAUCGCGAUAACAGCGGCAAUUGUUUGGUCUGUCCCUGCCAAGAUGACUCCACCAACUCCUGCAGUUUGGAUGAACGUGGCUAUGUGAGGUGCCAGUGCAAACCUGGUUAUGGCGGCGACCGUUGUCAAAAUCCCGAAGGCUAUGAACCCGAACAAUCUACACCACAUCCCACACCCGAUACCGAUUUUAGGACCCACAUAACUGUUUCGAUUGCUCCACCCGAGAUCACCAUCAUACCAGUUGGCGGCUCUAUUACACUCUCUUGCAGUGGUCAUUUGGCCUGGAAUGGCAGCCCCGUCAUUGUUAGCUGGUAUAAAUUGAACGAUAACAUGCCCUAUGGCUGGGAACAAAGCAACGGUGUCUUGCGUCUCUAUGAUUUGCAAAUCCAUGACUCUGGUGUCUACAUUUGCCAAGCCAAGAACAAUGAAACUAAACGAGUAUUUGAAGAUAAGAUUUCCAUCACUAUUACUGAAAGCUCUCGCCGCACUCCUGCCAAGAUUGACAACCUCUCACCCUAUUUCACCUUCGAAGAGUAUGUGCCCAGCGAAGUUAACUGCGAAGUGAGCGGCAAUCCCGCACCCAGUGUCAUUUGGACCCGUGUCGAUGGCCAGAUGUCAGGUGAGGCUCGCGUUGAUGGCAGCCGUUUGAUUUUCGAAAUGCCCCGCAAAUCCGAUGAAGGCAGCUACAGAUGCCAGGCCAACAAUGGCGUAGGCUAUGAGGAGAAAUACACUCAAAUCCGUGUACGCCCCUCAACACCACAACCCACACCGGCACCCCGUGAAUUGGUAUACAUUGAACCUCCAUCCUUUUCAGGAGAGAGUGGUGAAUAUGUACGCUUGACCUGUCAACCCACCACCCCAGUGAUAUUGAAAUACGAGUGGACCAAGGAUGGCUAUCCUUUGUACCGUCAACAGAACCUGAUUAUCAAUGGUAAUAUGCUGGAAAUUCGCGAGACCUCUCCACGUGAUUCGGGUGUUUACACCUGUAUCGGUAUUGAUCACAGAGGACAACGCAACUAUACCUCAGAUGCUCAGGUGCAUAUUGAAGAGACUAGACCUCCCUAUGGCGGCGGCAGUGGAGUUCCUCAACCUGGAAGCAUUGCUCCUACCGUCCAGCGUUUGCCCGAAGAGAACCGUGUUAUCCAAGGCCAUGACUUUACCAUUACUUGCGAGGCCACUGGCACACCUUACCCCACCAUCAGAUGGACCAAGGUCCAUGAAUCCUUAGGCGAUAAUGUCCAUCAGACCGGCAAUGUUUUGCGCAUCAUGAAUGCCCGUCCCGAUAAUCGCGGUAUUUACUUGUGUAUUGCCGAGAAUGAGGGUGGCAAUGAUCAAACCAGCACUUUCAUUGAUAUUGAACCUCGUGAACAUCCCACCGUUGAUAUUGAUCCUAAAGAGCCACAAAUAACCAAUGUUGGCGGCCAGAGCAUGUUGUAUUGCUCGGCCACCGGUAUUCCACAACCCCGUGUACAAUGGGUGCGUGUCAAUGGUCAACCUCUGUCGCCCAGACAUCAAAUUCAACAAAAUGAACCCGGUUACAUUAUUAUCAAUGAUGUUAUGCUGGUGGAUGCUGGUGAUUAUAAAUGUGUGGCCGAAAACGAAGUGGGCAAUGCUACCGCUAUCUCCACCUUGCGUGUGAUUGAAGCUCCCGUUAUCCAAUUGCAACCCAGCUCCGAAGUUCUUACCGUUACCGAGGGUGAUGAAGUCAAGGUUACCUGCACCGCUACUGGUGUCCCCAAUCCCAGUGUACGUUGGGUAGAAGACAGUUCCGUGGCCACCUUUAAUUAUGCCCCCGAAUCUGAGCAUUUCAAUCAAGCCAUCUUGGAAUUCUAUCGCGUCUCCAUGCAAAAUGGCAAGGCCUACAAGUGUGUGGCCACCAAUGAAGCUGGUACUGAUGAACGUUAUAUUGUUUUGGAUGUCAAGCCUAGACGUGGUGAUGCUCCCGAGGAUAGUGAUGUUGACAGAUCACCUUAUCCAUAUGACAGACAAUCCGGUCGUCCCACUUAUCCUCAACAACCACCAACUUAUAACUAUGCCCAACCCUCAAUUACUCCUCAGCCUCAUCCCGAGAAUGUUUACCAAACCAAGCCGGGCGAUAAUGUCACCUUAAACUGUGAUUUGAAUGCUGCCUAUAAGACUUUGUGGGUGCGUGAAGAUGGUCGUCCCUUGCCCUCCAACUCCUAUUUCGAAAGCAACAGCUUGAUUAUCCAUCACAUGCAAGAGACCAAUGCCGGCAAAUACCGUUGCAAUGCUUAUGAUAAUCGCGGCUCAAUUAUUACCUAUCACUUGGCUGAAUUGGUGUACAUACCCAUUCCUCAUAUCACCUUGAACCCCAGAAUGCCUUUGCAUGUAAAUGCCAAUGAUAACAUUGAUAUCUCCUGUGAUGUCGAUGGUGCCCAGCCCAUAAUUGUAUCCUGGCAUACAGACAACAACAGACCUUUGCCAUCAUCUGUUAGCAUUGAGGGCAAAUACUUGCGCUUUAUCUCAAUCACACCUGCUGCUGCUGGCCGCUACUAUUGCUCUGCCUCGAAUAGCUAUGGCAAUACCACUGAAAUGGCUGAAGUUAUUGUCAAUCGUGGCCAUACCUAUGAAGCCCGUCCUCAGGCCAAACACUACGAAUUGAAUGAAGGUGAAACCGUGCGCAUUUCCUGCGAUGUUGACGCCCAUGUUCCCAUUCGUGGUGAUGUCUAUUACACCUGGACCCGUGAAGACGGCAGCCGUUUACCGCCCAAUGCUCAAAUCCACAACAAUGAAUUGUACAUUUACAAUGUGCACAAACAAGACGAGGGCCGUUAUGUCUGUGAAGCCAUAGCCAAUGGUGUCAGAUCUAAGCCCUCCUAUGCUGAACUCUAUGUCAAGCGAGGUCACAGCAUAAAUGAUAUACCUUGCAUGGUUCUCUAUAUCUGUACAGCUGGUGUAAGACCUUUGCCCUAUUAUCCCUCCACAAUUGUGUCUACCACUCCUCGAGUUCGUGACACCAUGUUAAGAGUCGAUCAGCAGCAAUCAAAACUAAGAGUGGGUGAAUCUACAGAAGUGGAAUGUUACUCCUCGGACAACAGUUAUACCGAUGUGGUCUGGGAAAGAGCUGAUGGUGAGCCCUUGCCUCCACAUCUACAACAAAUUGGCAAUCGCUUGAUCAUCAGCCAUGUCACACCCCAUGAUGCCGGCCGCUAUGUCUGCAAAUGCAAAACCGAUGAGGGUGAUCUUUAUACUACCAGCUAUGAAUUGGAUAUUGAGGCUAAUGUCCAUGAGUGGAAACAUCCCAAAAUAGUGCAUGCCAAUGUCGGCUCCAGAGCCCAAUUGCACUGUGAUGCUGAGAAUGCUCAUGCUGGACCCAGCUAUAGAUGGUCCCGCCAGUAUGGUCAAAUGCAAAUGGGUACUGAUAUUUUGAAUGACAAACUCCAUCUUGCCGAUGUCCAGGCCAACGAUGCCGGCACCUACAUCUGUACCGCCACCACUGCUGAUGGCGAAUCGGUCGAUUAUCCCACCAUUUUAGUGGUGACCGGAGCCAUUCCUCACUUCCAUCAAGAUCCCAUUAGCUAUAUGUCCUUCCCCACUUUGCGUGACUCCUAUAUUAAAUUCAACUUUGACAUAACCUUCCGGCCUGAACAGCCCAACGGUUUGUUGUUAUUCAAUGGCCAAAAGAAGGGUAAUGGUGAUUAUAUUUCCUUGUCAUUGAAUGAACGUUAUCCCGAGUUCCGUUUUGAUUUCGAUGGCAAAUCCAUGGUUAUAAGAGCCGAACAGCCGGUGGAAUUGAAUGAAUGGCAUACGAUAAGAGUGAAUCGUUUCAGACGUGAUGGUUAUAUGCAGGUCGAUGAUCAACAUCCGGUGGCUUUCCCCACCUUGUCCCCUUCUAGUUCCUUGGAUUUGGUGGAAGAUUUGUAUUUGGGCGGUGUGCCCAGUUGGGAUAUCUUGCCCAAGGAUGCUGUUGACCAGCAAGUGGGCUUUGUGGGCUGCAUUAGUCGCUUGACUUUGCAGGGCUCCAUAAUUGAAUUGAUGAAAGAUGCCAAGGUUAAGGAUGGCAUAACUGCGUGUCAACCUUGCAAGGAUAGUCCUUGCAAUAAUGGUGGCAUAUGUUUGGAGAGUCAAACUGAAAUGGCUUAUACCUGUAUCUGUCAACAAGGCUGGACGGGACGUAAUUGUGCGGUAAAGGGUACCCAAUGUACCCCGGGCAUUUGUGGUACGGGACGUUGUGAGAACACUGAAAUGGGUAUGGAGUGCUUGUGUCCUUUGAAUAAGACAGGCGAUAGAUGUCAGUAUAUAGAGCAUUUGAAUGAGAAUAGUUUGGCUUUUAAGAAGAACAGUUUUGCGGCUUAUGGAACACCAAGAGCUUCCAAAUUGAACAUUAAAUUCCAAGUGAGACCCAAUAGCUUGGAAGAUGCGGUGUUAUUGUAUGCAGCUGAAUCCAAAUUGCCCAGCGGAGACUUUGUGGCCGUGGUAUUGCGCAACAAACAUGUGGAAUUGAUUAUCAAUACCGGAGCCCGUUUGAAGCCGGUGGUGGUGCGUUCCUUGAAUCCUUUGCCAGUGAAUAAAUGGACUGAGAUCGAAAUUGCCAGACGUUUUGGUGAGGGCAUUUUGAGAGUAGGCUCUGAGGCGGAACAAAAGGCCAAGGCGGCGGGAGCAGCACGCACUUUGUACAUUAAGACUGCCAUGUAUAUAGGAGGUUAUGAUCAUGAAAAGAUCACUUUGAAUAGAGAUGUGAAUGUUACUUAUGGCUUUGAUGGUUGUGUUUCAAAUCUUUAUGAGGGUUUGAGACCAAUCAAUUUAAUAGCUGAUAUUAGCGAUGCUGCCAACAUACAGAACUGUGGCGAAAUUAAUGAAAUCGAUCAAAACGAAACCUUUGCCCACGAAGUUCAAUUAAACAACGAAGAUGAUUUGGCGGCUUUGGAUGCCUGUGCCAGUGAUCCCUGUGAAAAUGGAGGCUCCUGUGCAUUAGUGGAUGAUAUGGCAGUGUGCAGCUGUUUAGUAGGCUUUGCCGGUCCACAUUGUCAAGAUCAUAUAACUUUACAAUUCGAUGCCAAUUUCCAUGGCAAUGGCUAUUUGGAAUUGAAUAGAUCCCAGUUUGAUGAAAAUGUCGAUCAGAAAUACUCUUUUGCUGCCAUGGUCUUCUCUACCAGCGAUCCUAAUGGUUUGUUGCUGUGGUGGGGCCAGCAAAAGGGUGAGGCCUACAAUGGCCAAGACUUUAUGGCUUUGGCCAUCGUUGAUGGCAUUGUAGAGUUUGCCUUCCGCUUGAAUGGUGAAGAAGCUGUAUUGCGCAAUCCCGACAAGCGGGUGGAUGAUGGCACACGUCAUAUAGUGUUGAUUAAACGUACCGAUAAUACAGCUAUAUUGGAAUUGGAUCAUGUCUUGUAUGCCGAUGAGACCAGGCCCACGGGCAAGAAUACCAUGACACUACCAGGUCAUGUAUUUAUAGGUGGCGCUCCUGAUUUAGACUCCUUUACCGGCGGCCGCUAUAAGCAGCACUUUAAUGGCUGCGUGCGGGUGGUAGAAGGAGAAAGUAGUGGUAUCAUAGAACUAGGCAAAGUAGCUGUAAGCGGUAUCAAUGUCGACACUUGUCCAGAAGCGGAGGAAGAUAGAGAAGGCACCGAACCCCCAGUCGUUUAAUAGUUUUUUUUUUCUUUUCCACUUAGUUUUUAACAAUCAACAAAUUUUCUUAAAAACAAAACAAAACUUUUACGAAGAAAAUUAAGGAAAACAUAACCCCCCAAAAAAACGUAACAAAAAACUCCUUUAUAUUAGAUUUUUUUAUAAAAAAAAAUAUAAUUUUUAAGCCAAAACUAACAUUAAAGAAAAAAAAACUUACUUGUAAAAGUAAAAAAACCAAAUGUGUCAUAUAAUUUAAAAUUAAAUAAGAAAUAAUAAAAAAAUAACAAAAAAAAAAACUAAAAAAUAUAAGAAAACUAAAAUGAAAACAAUCUGGCCACACUUAAAACUCAAAAACACAACACAAAAAAAAGGAAAUUUUUAUAUAAAAAUAAAAAAAAAUUAUUAAUAAAUAAAAAACUGCAUGCAUUAACUACAUAAAUAAUAAAUAAAAAAUUAAUCAGGCAGCCUUUAUAAUAACAAACAAAAAAAAUUACCAGUGUUGUUUUGUUGUCAUAAAAACCUUAAAAAAUAAGGUUUAAAAUUUUCUUAUUUUAUUUCAUUUUAUUAUUUUUUUUGUUUAACAAAAUCUCUGCCUGUUUUUAUACUCAAAGAUUUAACAACAACAACAAGAAAAAAACAAUUCCAUUAUUUGCUUAAAUGUGUUCUUAUAAAUAAAUAAUAAUAAUUUUUAUUUAAAAAAAAAGCCAAGUUAUUUUUACUAAUUUUAAUUUUAACGAAAAUGUAAUACUUUUAAAAAUUUCAUUUAUUUUUUUAUUUAUUGUAAAUGUUUAUACCAAAAACAAUUUAUAAUGAAUUAUAAUAUAUAUAAAAUACUGUAAUAAACUGUGUAAUAACUAAACCAAUAUACAUAUUAUUAAAACAAAAAUUAAAUGAAAUUAUUGUAAAAAGUUGUUAAGUGACAGAAAAAAAAAUAAAACAAAUAUUAAUAAUAAUAAUAAAAAAAAGCCAAAUUAUUAAACAAAAUUAAUGAAAA
Messenger RNA from Calliphora vicina (urban bluebottle blowfly), 14817 nucleotides. RefSeq names its product terribly reduced optic lobes (gene trol). Lineage: Eukaryota; Metazoa; Arthropoda; Insecta; Diptera; Calliphoridae. Bases 327 to 13841 code for a protein of 4504 amino acids. The transcript has 37 exons. The record is from RefSeq and is a predicted model, not a curated record. Gene Ontology annotation, cellular component: neuron projection. Gene Ontology annotation, molecular function: protein binding.